Molecule: messenger RNA, 4987 nt
Organism: Lagenorhynchus albirostris (white-beaked dolphin)
Lineage: Eukaryota; Metazoa; Chordata; Mammalia; Artiodactyla; Delphinidae
Gene: MEGF10
Product: multiple EGF like domains 10
Exons: 27
Coding region: 360-3776 (1138 amino acids)
Cellular component (GO): membrane
Molecular function (GO): protein binding
Source: RefSeq, a predicted model, not a curated record
AGCCACGUGAGGGAGACAGGGGAGGCUAAAUAUAACCACAUUAAAAACCAUCAGCAAUGUUGGAAACAGCUUCAAGCUUAACAUCAACAAAAUCGGGUGCUUUUAUCACCAUGGCCAAACACACACCUGGUUCAGGAAUCAGAGAACCUUAAGGGAAUCUAUGGAAGGUGGAGCAUUUGGAGGCUCCACUGCUUCUUCACACCAGUGAAGUGAGGUGGCAGUUUCAGAAAGAAACAACCCAAGGAAUGUAAAAGGAAUAUAGAAAGAUCAUUUAUGCAUCAUAAUCGGAAACUUCUCAUCUGCAUCCCUGAAGCUAAAGAGUUAGAGAUGGAAAUGGCACAGGUUGUUCUUCAGAAACAAUGGUUAUUUCUUUGAACUCAUGCCUGGGCUUUAUCUGUAUACUGUUAUGCCACUGGAUCAGGACAGCAUCAUCUCUGAACCUUGAAGACCCUAAUGUGUGUAGCCACUGGGAAAGCUACUCCGUGACUGUGCAGGAGUCAUACCCACAUCCCUUUGAUCAAAUUUACUACACUAGCUGCACUGACAUUCUGAACUGGUUUAAAUGCACGCGACACAGAAUCAGUUAUCGGACAGCCUAUCGACAUGGAGAAAAAACUAUGUAUAGGCGCAAAUCCCAGUGUUGUCCUGGAUUUUAUGAGAGCAGGGAAAUGUGUGUCCCCCAUUGUGCUGAUAAAUGUGUCCAUGGUCGCUGCAUUGCUCCAAACACCUGUCAGUGUGAGCCUGGCUGGGGUGGGACCAACUGCUCCAGUGCCUGCGAUGGUGAUCACUGGGGGCCUCACUGCAGCAGCCGGUGCCAGUGCAAAAACGGGGCUCUGUGCAACCCCAUCACGGGGGCUUGCCACUGCGCUGCGGGCUUCCGGGGCUGGCGCUGCGAGGAGCGCUGUGAGCAGGGCACGUAUGGUAACGACUGUCACCAGAGAUGCCAGUGCCAGAACGGAGCUACCUGCGAUCACGUCACGGGGGAGUGCCGCUGCCCACCCGGCUACACUGGAGCCUUCUGUGAGGAUCUUUGUCCCCCUGGCAAGCACGGGCCACAGUGUGAGCAGAGAUGCCCCUGCCAAAAUGGAGGUGUAUGUCAUCACGUCACUGGAGAAUGCUCGUGUCCUUCUGGCUGGCUGGGCACAGUGUGUGGUCAGCCUUGCCCCGAGGGUCGCUUUGGAAAGAACUGUUCACAAGAAUGUCAGUGCCACAAUGGAGGGACAUGUGAUGCCACCACGGGCCAAUGUCACUGCAGUCCCGGAUACACAGGGGAACGGUGCCAGGAUGAGUGUCCCGUUGGCACCUACGGAGUUCGCUGUGCAGAGACCUGCCAAUGUGUCAAUGGAGGGAAGUGUUACCACGUGAGCGGCUCCUGCCUCUGUGAAGCAGGCUUUGCUGGCGACCGCUGUGAGGCGCGCCUGUGUCCAGAAGGGCUCUAUGGCAUCAAAUGUGACAAGUGGUGUCCGUGCCACCUGGACAACACUCAUAGCUGUCACCCCAUGUCUGGAGAGUGUGCCUGCAAGCCAGGCUGGUCAGGACUCUACUGUAAUGAGACAUGUUCUCCUGGAUUCUACGGGGAAGCUUGCCAACAGAUCUGCAGCUGCCAAAACGGGGCUGACUGUGACAGUGUGACAGGAAAGUGCACCUGUGCCCCAGGAUUCAAAGGAAUUGACUGCUCUACCCCAUGCCCUCUGGGAACCUAUGGGAUAAAUUGUUCCUCUCUCUGCGGCUGUAGAAACGAUGCUGUCUGCUCUCCUGUGGAUGGGUCUUGUACUUGCAAAGCAGGCUGGCACGGGGUGGACUGCUCCAUCAGCUGUCCCAGUGGCACAUGGGGCUUUGGCUGUAACUUAACAUGCCAGUGCCUCAACGGCGGAGCCUGCAACACCCUGGAUGGGACCUGCACCUGUGCACCUGGAUGGCGCGGGGAGAAAUGUGAAUUUCCCUGCCAGGAUGGCACGUAUGGGCUGAACUGUGCCGAGCGCUGUGACUGCAGCCAUGCGGAUGGCUGCCACCCCACCACGGGCCAUUGCCGCUGCCUCCCCGGAUGGUCAGGUGUCCACUGUGACAGCGUGUGCACUGAGGGACGCUGGGGCCCCAACUGCUCCUUGCCCUGCUACUGUAAAAACGGGGCUUCGUGCUCCCCCGAUGACGGCAUCUGUGAGUGUGCACCAGGGUUCCGAGGCACCACUUGUCAGAGAAUCUGCUCCCCUGGUUUUUAUGGGCAUCGCUGCAGCCAGACGUGUCCACAGUGUGUGCACAGCAGUGGGCCCUGCCACCACAUCACAGGCCUGUGUGACUGCUUGCCUGGCUUCACAGGCGCCCUCUGCAAUGAAGUGUGUCCCAGUGGCAGAUUUGGGAAAAACUGUGCAGGAAUUUGCACCUGUACCAACAAUGGAACCUGUAACCCCAUUGACAGAUCUUGUCAGUGUUACCCAGGUUGGAUCGGCAGUGACUGCUCUCAACCCUGCCCACCUGUGCAUUGGGGUCCCAACUGCAUCCACACGUGCAACUGCCACAACGGGGCCUUCUGCAGCGCCUACGAUGGGGAAUGCAAAUGUACUCCGGGCUGGACGGGGCUCUACUGCACUCAGAGAUGUCCCCUGGGCUUCUAUGGAAAGGACUGUGCAUUGAUAUGCCAGUGUCAAAACGGAGCUGACUGCGACCACAUCUCCGGACAGUGUACUUGCCGCACCGGCUUCAUGGGGAAGCACUGCGAGCAGAAGUGCCCUGCAGGAACAUAUGGCUAUGGCUGUCGCCAGAUAUGUGACUGUCUGAACAACUCCACCUGUGACCACAUCACCGGGACCUGUUACUGCAGCCCAGGAUGGAAGGGGGCACGAUGUGAUCAAGCUGGUGUUAUAAUAGUUGGAAAUCUGAACAGCUUAAGCAGAACCAGUACAGCUCUUCCCACUGAUUCCUACCAGAUCGGGGCCAUUGCGGGCAUCAUCAUUCUUGUCCUAGUUGUUCUGUUCCUCCUGGCGUUGUUCAUUAUUUAUAGACACAAGCAGAAGGGGAAGGAAUCGAGCAUGCCAGCAGUCACCUACACCCCCGCUAUGAGGGUCAUGAAUGCAGACUAUGCCAUUUCAGAAACCCUUCCUCACAGCAAUGGUGGAAAUGCUAACAGCCAUUACUUCACCAAUCCCAGUUACCACACACUCACCCAGUGUGCCACAUCCCCUCAUGUCAACAACAGGGACAGGAUGACCAUCGCAAAGUCAAAAAACAAUCAGCUGUUUGUGAACCUGAAAAAUGUGAAUCCUGGGAAGAGGGUCCCUGUGGUGGACUACACAGGCACGCUGCCUGCGGACUGGAAACACGGCGGCUACCUCAACGAGCUUGGUGCUUUUGGACUUGACAGAAGUUAUAUGGGAAAAUCCUUGAAAGACCUGGGAAAGCAUUCUGAAUAUAAUUCAAGUAACUGCUCCCUAAGCAGUUCUGAAAACCCAUAUGCCACUAUUAAAGACCCACCCGUCCUUAUUCCCAAACACUCAGAGUGUGGUUAUGUGGAGAUGAAGUCACCGGCGCGGAGAGAUUCCCCAUAUGCAGAGAUCAAUAACUCAACUUCAGCCAACAAGAAUGUCUAUGAAAUUGAACCUACAGUGAGUGUUGUCCAAGGAAUAUUCAGCAAUAAUGGGCAUCUCACCCAGGAUCCAUAUGACCUCCCAAAGAACAGUCACAUCCCUUGCCAUUAUGACCUGCUGCCAGUCCGAGACAGUUCAUCCUCCCCCAAGCAAGAGGAUGGCGGCGGCAGCAGCAGCAACAGCAACAGUGAAUGACACCAAAGGACCACUGGGUAGCCGCUGGAACACUUUCCAGAACUACAGUUCGGUUCUUCUCCAUCCUCGAGUUUGCCACCCUGUGUGAAUGUUAAUCUGCUCAGUAGGCAAUUGUUGGACAUGAACCAGAAAGCUCAAAACUGAGGGUGACUGACUGUAGGUCCUUUUUGUACAGGUGGCUCAGAAGGAGAUAGCAAUGUGAUUUCCCAUUCUUGUUAGUUUUAGAACUGCACUCAUGAAGCAUGACUUAUUGUAAAAUCUUGGCUAAAAGCAUGACCGUGCAGGACUCUUUCAGUGACAUGGGUUGCAGUGGACGUUGGUAUUGUUGCUUGAAAAAUUAAAAUUUAAAUGUUUUCUUUCUCAUUUGCAUUAUAGAGCUGUACCUAGGAUUGUGCGGUUUACCACAAAAUAUACUUCCUAAAAGUGUGAAUCACUCAACGUGUAGAAGAAAAAGGGCCAUCUUAUUGAAUUCUUACUGUUUAACUUCUUUCAGCUGGACUCGGAAUUGUAAGGAUAAUAUGAGCCCAGCAGGAACCAUUCUGCCAAGUGGCAUUACUGGAUAGACUCUGAAUAAACUCUAGAGGUGGAUAGCAAAUUUAAAUAUGAGAACUUUAGACUUCUUUUAGAAUGAGGAAAUGUACCAUUAGAAUUACCUUAGAAAUGCUAGAAUAAUUGCAGGAAUCAAUACGCAAAUGUGCCAGGCAGAAGUGCUUCUCCUCUCUAUUUGAUCCUUGGCCCACUUUAGAUACAUGACAUUAUUCUGAUUACUGUCCCCAUCAUACACAUUCACCACUUGAGAUCCGUAACAUAUCAAUAAUUAUUUCAUAAAUAUAGAAAUGAAAUAAUUUUAUUUUUGACAGAUUGGAUUGAAUGAGUGUAUAAUGAUUGGAAAAAGUUGUAAAUUUUAGGUGUAAGAUGAUGCUUAAGUUUUGUAAACCAUUAGUAAUACAGGCUGUAAUAUAGAAUUAGCAGAAAGUUUUGGUUAAUUUUUCCCUAGAAGUGACCGAAAUAUUUUUGUGCAUAUUUGAGAAAAGGGCACUUUCCUUUUAUUAAUUGUUGAUUUAGAGAAACUAUGCUUAAGCUGGUCUUUUGCAUUGCUAAUAUGACAUGUACCCCAUUUUUCAUCAGUUUGUAUUUCCAUUUUUAAGUUGUAUAUUCUAUGUUUUGUAGCGUUUGGAUUGUUAAUGAAAAAAUAUUAUAUGUUUAUUGUU